Messenger RNA from Beta vulgaris subsp. vulgaris (sugar beet), 2822 nucleotides. Its product is annotated as pollen receptor-like kinase 3. Bases 455 to 2386 code for a protein of 643 amino acids. The record is from RefSeq and is a predicted model, not a curated record. Gene Ontology annotation, molecular function: protein kinase activity; ATP binding; protein binding. Gene Ontology annotation, biological process: protein phosphorylation. NCBI's taxonomy places the organism in Eukaryota, Viridiplantae, Streptophyta, Magnoliopsida, Caryophyllales, Amaranthaceae. The transcript has 2 exons.
GGCGGGUAGGCUCUAAAUAAAUCUCUUUUAAGACAUACUAAAUCUUUAAUUCCCUAUAUUUCCUGCUAAAAUUUAUCAACCAUGAGAUUGAUUUGGUUAAUAAAAGUGUGUUUAUCUUAAACAAACCAAACUGUUUCCUAAAUUCCCGUUAAGUUACUCAUGAGUGUAAGGUGGGAUUGAAUUUAAUUUUCACCCUCUCAAACACCUUUCUCUAUUAUAUGAAGCUAUUAUUAGUUAAUCACCUUCUAAUCAACAUUUUUUCUCAAACAAAGAGUAAUGAAAGAAAGAGAAAACAAUGACAUAUUGCAAAAAUCAAAUAAGCCAAGAAAUAAUAAUAAUAAGAAACUACACCAGAUUUCCUCCUCCCAUAUAGAAGAGCUCUGAUUGAAAAAAAGAGCUCAAAUAAACAAUAACAUCACCAUUAGAAAAAAGAUAGAGAAUAAAAACCCAUUAAAUGUCCACUGUUGGAUUCCUUCUCCUUCUCCUGUGUCUCUCAUUAUCACCUGAUUGUUUGUUGUCAAUGAGUGAGGCAGAAGCACUCUUAGCGUUCAAGAAAUCGAUGUCGAAUGCGGAGUCUUUAGACAGUUGGAAGCCGAAUUCGGACCCUUGUAAGGACAAAUGGGAAGGUGUGUUUUGUGAUGAGGAAGGAAAAGGUGUUGUAAUUCGUUUACAUUUAACAAAGAUGAGUCUUUCAGGUACCAUUGAUGUAAAUACAAUAACUCAAAUAAAAAACUUGAAAACUCUUAGUCUUUCUAACAACACAUUUGAAGGUGCAUUACCACCUUUUAACAUGUUAAAAGGUUUAAGGGCACUUUAUGUUAGUUCUAACAAAUUUUCAGGGGAAAUUCCUGGAGAUUAUUUUGCUGAUUCAAUAUUAAGAAGAAUAUGGUUGUCAGAUAAUGAGUUUUCUGGUAAGAUACCUUAUUCUUUAGGGAAAGUACAUGGUUUGAUGGCACUACAUUUAGAAAGGAAUAAGUUUAUUGGUGCAAUACCUGAAAUUUCCCAAGAAUCUUUGACAGAGUUGGAUAUGUCAGGAAAUCAGUUGGAGGGGCAGAUUCCUGCUAGUAUGGAGAGGUUCGGGGCGGAUGCGUUUAAGGAUAAUUCCGGUCUUUGUGGGAAGCCGGUGAGUAAGGAAUGCGUGAACGGAAAGAAGACAGGUGGUAAUGUCAAGGUUACAAUAGCUAUAAUGAUAGGAAUUGUGGUCAUUAUGGCUUUACUUCUUCUUUUAUCAGCCUUGAUCAAGUCUAAAAAUAAUCAACAUGAAGAAGAAUUUGAUGUGCUUAAUAAGGAAUCUGCCGAGGAUGUGGUUGAGGUACGUGUCCAUGGGAACGCAAAGACUGGUGGUGGGAGCACUCGAAGCCAAAAUGGUGGUGGUGGUGGUGGUAGUGUUGGUGGUGGCAGCUCAAGAAAGUCGAGUACUAAUGAUUCUUCAUCACAUAAGAAGGGUGAACAUGGGAGUAAAAAAGCAGGGUCUCAACAAGGGAAAAAUGCAGGAAUGGGUGAUUUAAUUGUCAUCAAUGAUGAAAAAGGUUCAUUUGGUUUGGCUGAUUUGAUGAAGGCAUCUGCUGAGGUUUUGGGAAAUGGAGCAUUAGGAUCUGCUUAUAAGGCGGUCAUGUCUAAUGGGGUGUCUGUUGUAGUUAAGAGGAUUAGAGAUAUGAAUCAACUUGGGAAAGAUGAAUUUGAUGCUGAGAUUAGAAGGAUUGGAAAAUUUCGUCAUAAGAAUAUUUUGACACCCUUAGCUUACCAUUAUCGAAAAGAAGAGAAGCUUGUGGUUUCUGAGUAUGUUCCUAAAGGCAGCUUGUUGUAUGUCUUGCAUGGAGAUCGAGGAAUUAGUCAUGCAGAGCUCAACUGGCCUACACGACUAAAGAUCAUCAAAGGCAUAGCAAGUGGAUUGCAGUACCUAUAUGCAGAGCUCUCUGACUAUGAGCUACCACAUGGGAACCUAAAGUCAAGCAAUAUAUUUCUUGGCAGUAACUAUGAACCAAUCCUUUCAGAUUAUGGGUUCUUCAGAAUGGUAACAACCACACAAGCAGCGCAAGGAAUGUUCGCUUAUAAAUCACCUGAAUCAGUUGAAAGCCAACAAGUAUCAUCGAAAGGAGAUGUAUAUUGUCUUGGGAUUGUCAUCCUUGAAGUCCUAACUGGGAAAUUUCCUUCGCAAUAUCUCAAUACUGGAAAAGGAGGCACAAAUGUCGUCCAAUGGGUAAGAUCAGCUAUUGAAGAAAAGAAAGAAGCAGAGUUCUUAGACCCGGAAAUAGCAUCAACUACAGAUGCACUCGAGGCUAUGACACGACUCCUUCGUUUGGGGGCUUCUUGUACCGAGACUGAAACUAAUAAGCGGCCUAGCAUGGAGGACGCAAUCAAGAGGAUAGAGGAGAUACAAGCUUAAAGGAUAACAACCAACAUGGCCAUUGCAUAAUAUGGUUAAGCCAGAUAUGUGCAAGAGAAUGUCGAAUUGUCAGCAUCACAUAAUGGAAAAGUUAAAGAUUAAUCUUCAUCAUUUGAAAAUUUGCAGUAUUCCAAGCUUAUUCAUAGGUUUGUGAAGAUCCAAUUCAAGCAAUGUAACAAGAAGAAAGUUUUCUUUUAGUGUUUGGGUGCUUGAUAAGAUUGAAUAUCAGAGCUGACAACUAAUCACAUUCUCAAUUCUUUUGUUAGGUUUUUCUUUUUAGAAAGUUGUUUAGAAAGAUUUAUAUUUUGUAUUUUUGUAGGAAAACCAAUUUUAUUGUAAAAUAUUACUUAAAAUAUAUCUUCAGCAUGUGAGUUGAUUAUUAAUGCAUAAAUCUUCUGUAACAACAAAAUAGCCAAAUUUCUCUGGUUCUCACAGC